AUGUCCACGAGCUCGCUCAAUGGGAAGGCUGCCGCCUCGCGAAUCCUUCUCUUAACCUUCGACGCCUUCGGGACGCUUUUUCACCCCCGCAUUCCCGUCCCCGAGCUCUAUGUUCAGGUCGCCUGCAAAUAUGGCCUCUCACAGCCCGUUAUCACCCCGCAACGGCUGAAAUCUGCCUUCAAGGAGACAUUCCUCGCGCAAUCGAAGCGAUACCCCAACUACGGCCGCGCCGAUGUCCUCCGCGGCCAAUACGGCGGACCCAAGCAGUGGUGGCAGGAGGUGAUCGAAGGCAGUUUUGCGCGAACGUUGGCUGGAACAGCGGCCGACGCGCAGGACGGCAAAUUCAAGUUACCCGACGGAAUGGUGGAUCAUCUUCUCGAGCUUUUCGCCGGUAAAGGCGGCUAUGCCGAAUACCCUGAAGUGUUACGGUUCUUCGAGAUAAUCCGAUGGAUGACUUAUGAGCCCCUGCCGUCGAAUAGCCGCUUUGAUCGGAUAAUCCUAGGCGUUAUAUCGAAUUCGGAUGAUCGAGUUCCUGCCGUGCUGAGAGCAUUGGGGAUAAAUGUUGCGGAUAUGCGUGCGGACCAGGAUGUCUCGAGCAAGCACUUGCCUGGAUUCGAGUAUCGAGGAGGAAUCGAAGAGCCGUUCCCUCCAGAAGACGCAUUCACCCCUCCGAAGGAAGAACCACCCCCUCCGCAAGAAGAACCCGGCUCCGAAGAGCCUCCACACCAACCACGCCAACGACGCGAAAAAAGCCCUUUAGAAUACCGCGCCAUACAAUUGAUGUUAAUCGAACAGGAGUUGAAGACCAACUUAAAGCCGCAGCAACCAAUCGGACCACCACGUGGAAUUGAAUUGAAACAUCCCGGCGAAAUACAUCUAGUCAUCACGAGCUAUGAAGCCGGUGAAGAAAAGCCGAAUCGAUCGAUCUUCGACGUUGCCAAGAGACAGGCGCGGUUAAUUAUGGAGAAAGAACGAGAUAGUAUACUCCCACAGCUGAAGGCUGCGCAAAGAGAAUCAGAGCUGCCCGCACGUUUCAACCCAGAUGGUGAAUGGACGUGCGUGCAUGUUGGAGACGAUUUCGAGAAAGACUAUUGCGGUGCACGUGAUGCCGGGUGGGAGAGCUACCUCCUUGCGCGCGAGGAAGGGCAAAAAAGAGGCGAUGAUGUGAAGACCAUCUCUUCAUUGUACGGAUUGUUGGAUCUAUGUUUCGAUCGUGAUCACCGGCCACGGGAAAGGGAAACCCCUAAAAUGAGAAAGUGGCUCGAUGAGGCAUAUGUAAAGGCGGGCAAAUGA
This is a messenger RNA of Penicillium argentinense, 1293 nucleotides long. RefSeq lists its product as uncharacterized. Bases 1 to 1293 code for a protein of 430 amino acids. The record is from RefSeq and is a predicted model, not a curated record. The transcript has a single exon. NCBI's taxonomy places the organism in Eukaryota, Fungi, Ascomycota, Eurotiomycetes, Eurotiales, Aspergillaceae.